AUGCGCCAUACCAUUGCGGUUCACGAGCAAGAAAUUGAUAGUCAGAAAAAAGCAAAUGCAACUCUACACGAGACUGUGUCCAACCUACAACGGGAACUAUCCGAGUCGGAGGAUCAUAACAGACAUCUCAAGCAGAAACUAGAGGAGUCCUACAGGAAGGAGAGGGAUAAGAGUUAUGAGGUGGAGAUGUUGGAAGCCGAUCUCCAAAGGGUCACACAGGACUUGGCUACUCACCUUGCUGAGGCAUCUGCAUUGCAUACUCAGAUCGAGGAGUUAUCCUCAUUAGCAGAGAAAGCACAGAAAAGUCAGGAGAAGGAACAACGGUUAGUAUCCCUAUUAUGCCGUAAUAGAGUACUCCUCUUGCGAGCACAGCAUAGAUUGGCAUCACAGACUAGACGGUAUACAACAUUCGUAGAGAAGAUAGCGGAGCUAGCCAGAGGCAUUGGUGGUGCUAACCUAGGCAUUAGCGUUGGUUUGGAUGAGUUACGGACCGAAGUAUCAUCCAUGAGGCAUCAGAUGAUGGGGGCUACUGUCAAUCUACAGCAUUCUCAUAAAGAUGAAACACAAGUGUCGGAGGAUAAUAUAUUAUCGAUGAGCCAACGUCAUGCAGAAGAGGCUGCUACAUGGCAAGCUGAACGGCAGCAACAUCUACAGUCAGCUGUAGCAUGGCUUGCACAGAAGAAGGUCUAUGAAAACAAGUUGGCUACAUGGAAAGAAGAGAAGGAGAGCUUAUUGAAAGAGAUAAAUCAUUUGUAG
Perkinsus marinus ATCC 50983 is the source of this 756-nucleotide messenger RNA. Its product is annotated as tropomyosin, putative. The transcript has 6 exons. The coding region runs from base 1 to 756 and encodes 251 amino acids. The record is from RefSeq and is a predicted model, not a curated record. Lineage: Eukaryota; Perkinsozoa; Perkinsida; Perkinsidae.